AUGGCGCUCGCAUGGGUGCGGGGAAGGCGAGACCUGCGACACAGCAGUCUUGCUGCUUCCUGCCGUGCUGAGUGGAGCUCCCGCGCCAUGGACGGAGGGCGCGCCCUGGGGUAUGCCUACAUGCUGGCCAGCACCACCAGCUUCACCGGCAUGGCGGCGGUGUCCAAGGUGAUCGGCCCCCGGGCCUCCACCGAGGAGAAGCUCUUCUGGAGGUCGUUGUUGUCGGUGUGCUGCACGCUGCUGCAGAAUGGUGCUGCCCCGCAGCUGCCCUGCCACGCUGGGCUCCUGGGGCUGCGCGGGCUGUGCGGCCACCUCGCCCUGCUGGCCUACUUGGAAGCCCUGGAGCGCGUGCCGCUCGCGGAGGCCGUGUUCCUCGGCAAGGUGCACCCCGUUGCCGCUGCUGUCCUGUCGUGGAUCUUCCUGGGCGAAGCUCUGAGUCUGGCGCGGGCGCUGAGCAUCGCUGCCUCCCUUCUGGGCGUGGCGCUCAUUGCGAAUCCAUCCUGGGAGGCGCUCAGCUCGGGUGACCUCGUGGGCCAUUUGCUGGCGCUGCUGGCGGGCACCUUGUCAGGCGGCGCCUACUGCUGCGUGCGGUGCCUCUCACGCAGCGGCGAGGCAGAAACUUGGACUCUGGCAUUGCCAGCCGUGUCGUUGCCCUGUGCCAACGCUUGGUCUGGUGCCGGACACGAAGCGAGCACUUGGGCGUGGCUUCUGGCGCUGGGUGUCAGCACCCAGCUGGGGCAGGUCUUCUUGGUGCGGGGCCUGGCACGGCUGCCGGCGGCCUGCGGCACCCAGGCGAUGUACUUCGGCACCCUGUCCGGGGUGGCGCUGGGCAGCCUCUUGGGAGAGCCUUUGCCUAGCCUGCAGGCGUGCCAGGCCUGCGCCGGCGGCGCCGUGAUCGUGGGCUCGCUGCAGCUGGCGGGCAAAUUCGAAGCUGUCGUCGGUCGGUUGGUGGUGAUCUUCAUGCGGGUGAAUGCAGGCAGGCGCAGCGAUGGGGGGAGUUGCGGCUCGGAGCACCCCUGUUGUGAUCAGCUUCUUCCGUGGGUCUACUGCCCAACUCCGUUCCAUAUUUCCAUAUACCUCAUCGCCGUGGAUGUUAGAAUGAGGCAUGUUCAUUGCGGCCUCUUGCUUGCUGGUACGCUUUGGCACGUUGUUGCAGCAACACAAUCCGAUGAAAGCCCAAGAAAACGUUGGAUCGCCGUCUCAGAGGACGGGCAGCUGAACGAGCCCCGGCUCCUGCGCAGCGAGCACGUAGAGCGAGUCGUGUCCGGCCACGGGCAGAUCCAGCCCGCCUCCCUGAAGGAACGGCAGGACCGGAUCCCCUGCAACGAGACGCAGGGCCUCUGUGUGGACUGCCAGUGGGCUGACUGGAAAGACUGGAUCGCUUGCUCCGUGAGCUGCAAUGGCGGCACGCAGAGCCGAACUCGCAUCAUCCAGGUGCAGGCAGAAGGCGCCGGGCAGGAGUGCACAGGAGAAUCCAGCGAGACCCAGGACUGUGGGACCGCCACGUGCCCGGUGGACUGUGAGGCCAGCGACUGGGCGGAGUGGACGCCCUGCGCGCCCUACUGCCACGGCACGCAGAACCGCAGCCGCGCCAUCCAGAAGCCAGCGGCCUAUGGCGGCGAAGGCUGCGGUGUGCUGUCAGAGGUGCAGUCCUGCACCAACUUCUGCAUGGACUGCCAGCUGUCGCCGUGGAAUGGGUGGAGCACCUGCACCCGCAGCUGCGGCGGCGGCACCCGCCAGCGCCUCCGCAGCGAGGUCUACGUGCAGCGCCGCGCGCCGACGCUCUCGCUGCUGGAGACAGGCCAGCAAAGCAAAGCUGUUGGCUACGAGAAGAAGAUGGGCGUCAGGUGCGACUCGGCGCACCGGCGCACCCUCGACGCAGCCGGGGAGACCCCGGACGAAGCGGAGGCUGCUUGCAGCGCGGACCCCAACUGCGGUGGCCUCUACGACCAGGGCUGCAACAACUGGUUGACCAUUUGUGACGUCGGCCUCACUUUGGAGGCGGAGGAAGGGUCCUGCUCCUACAUGAAGAAGGAGAUCGGCGAUGGCAGCCCCUGCACCGGCGACAUUAGCCAGUCGGAGGAGUGCAGCAGCCAGCUCUGCCCUGUAGACUGCAAAUACAGCGACUGGGCGGAGUGGACAGACUGCUUCCCGUACUGCAAAGGCACCAUCAACAGGACGCGGACCAUCACACAGCAGCCUGCCAACGGCGGGGUGGCCUGUGGCAGCAUCGCAGAGGUGCAGAACUGCACCAACGAGUGCGUGGACUGCAAGUGGGGCAGCUGGGUGGCGUGGUCCGAGUGCCCCGUGAGCUGCGGGGGGGCCACCCAGACCCGGGCCCGCGACGUGCUGGUGCAGAAAGCUGGGGGCGGCAAGGCCUGCGAAGGCAACUCCUCCGUGACCCGAGCAUGUGCAGACAUUACCUGCCCCGUGGACUGCGAGAUGGACGACUGGAGCGAUUGGACAGACUGCACGCCUUUUUGCCAGGGCACGCAGACCAGGAGCCGCAGCGUGGUGGUGGAGCCCUUGGCCGGCGGCCAGGCAUGUGGGGACGCCUCCAACGUGGUGAACUGCUCCAACGCCUGCGUCGACUGCGAGGUGUCCCCCUGGUCGGUUUGGUCCCCCUGCACUGCGACCUGUGGCUCUGGCCGCCAGACGCGCUCGCGCAUGGUGCUGGUGGAAGCGGAAGGCGAGGGCAACACUUGCCCAGAGUCGAUGGACGGCGAGAAAGAGGGCUGCAAUCCACAGAACUGCCCCGUGGAUUGCGUGUGGGGUGACUGGGCGCCGUGGGAUGGCUGCAGCGUCACCUGCGGCGGCGGCAUGAAGAACCGCACCCGAGGAAAGAUCGCUGAGGAGAAGUUCGGAGGGAGCCCAUGUGAGGGUGAGGACAUCGAGAUGGGCUCCUGCGCAGAAAAGGCCUGCCCACAGGACGACUGCCUGUGGUCCGACUGGGAAACGUGGGGCAACUGCUCCAAGCCCUGCGGCGGCGGCGAGCAGAACCGCUACCGCUUCGUGGUCCGCGACCCGCUGGGGGAGGGCCGAAACUGCACGGGUAGACCCCAAGACUCCAGGGGCUGCAACGAGGAGGCGUGUGCCAAAGACUGUGAGUUCCUGGACUGGGAGGACUGGUCGGCGUGCUCGGUGAGCUGCGGCCCAGGUGGCAACAAGACCCGGUCCCGGCAGAUCGACGGGGAGGUGAACGGGGGCGCCCCAUGCGACCCCGCAGUGCCGCUGCAUCAGUCCGUGGAGUGCGGCACCUCUGGCUGCCCCAGGAACUGCCAGUGGGGCGACUGGGGCGGCUGGUCGAACUGCAGCAAGACCUGCGGCCUGGGGCUGCUGGCGGGCGCCACUUCGCGGCACCGCGUGCAGGCCGUGACCGCCGCUUUUGGGGGGGCGGCCUGCGAGGGCCAUGCUGUGCACACCACACGCUGCAACGAGCAGCACUGCCCGGUGGACUGCGAGUGGAAGGACUGGACGGCCUGGACGGAGUGCAUCCAGCCCUGCGGUGGCAACGGCACGCGCCAGCGCUCCCGCAACAGCACUGCCGCCAAGUUCGAGGGCGAGCCCUGCGUGGGCGAGUCCACAGAGGUGUCGGCCUGCACGGUGCUGGGUGGCUGCUCGGUGAACUGCACCUGGGAGGAUUGGAACGAGUGGACAGCUUGCUCCGCCACCUGCGGCGAGGGUGGCCGAGUCAGGUUCCGCUUCGUGGCCGACGAGGCAAAGGGCCCCCACGGAAUCCCCUGCGCGGGUCCGCCGCAGGAAGACGAGUUCUGCCAGACCGGCAGCGAGUGCCCAGUGGAUUGCGCCUUCAACGACUGGAAGGACUGGGGACCCUGCGAGGUGAUGCCCUGCGGACCCUCCAAGAAGCUCCGCUCGAGGACGAAGCAGUCCGCGCGCUAUGGCGGCAAGCCCUGCGAUGGCAAUGCUAGCCAGGAAGAAGACUGCACUGUCCCCGAUGCAAAGAUCAUCGAGUGCGACGAAAACGGUCAGCCAGUGACUUCGACUACCACCACGGUCACUUUUACCAGCACCAUCACCAGCACAACUAUAACCAAUACCAGCACCACUGUGACCAGCACGGAGACUGCCACUUCCACUACAGUGACUACCACAGCCCCGCCCAGCACCACCACGGCGCCGGACAUCGCAGUGACCACCGUGGGCCUCACGGCGGACGCUGCGGCCACGGCGGUGGCGGCCGCAGCGCCGGUCUCGGUGCGCGGGUCGCAGGUCAUGGAAGUGAACGAUCCGGAUACCUUCGCGAAGGACCCCUCGGCGCUCAAGGCCCUCAAGGAAGCCAUUGCACAGGAGGUCGGGGUGUCCAUGGACGCCGUCAUCAUUAAGGGAGCCAAAGUGGAGUCUCAGGAGGGGCAGGCGUCCCUGCUGUCGCUGGGCGCGAGGCGAGCCAAGGUGCGGCGGCAGUCUCCCAAGGGCGCAGUGAACCUUACUUUUGAGAUCGUGCCGGCACUCAAUAACAAGACCGUGGAUGAAGUCAUGGAUGCCGUUGAUAACUUGGAUCCAGAAGAGGUGGAAGAGACAAACGAGAGGGCUUUGAUUCGGAACAAUGCCAAGUACAGCGUGCAGAUGGGGCCCAGCGAGACCCAGGCAAUCUCCAAGAUCUCUGGGAAGCCAGUUCGAGAAUCCCAGACUCACUCUGGGGUGCAGUCUCCUGCGACACUCUUUGCCUUACUUCUGGUUCUGGCAAACUGCGGAUUUUGA
This is a messenger RNA of Effrenium voratum, 4719 nucleotides long. The record is from the annotation of a GenBank genome assembly. Lineage: Eukaryota; Dinophyceae; Suessiales; Symbiodiniaceae.